AUGUCGCACGCCGCCGCUCCACCGCCGCCGGCCCGCGAGGCCCACGCUUGGCCCCCGCGGCCCGCCUCCCCGGCGCCCGCGACCGGCGCCGCCGCGCCUCCCCGCGGAUCCCAAGCCCCACCGGCCCGCGUCGCCAGUACUCCGGUCGCCGCCCCGAGCCUGCCCUCGCUGGCGCGCCUCGCCGCCAGGCACGGCCCCGCGCCGCCGCCUGCCGUUCCUCGCCGCCGCGGGCUCGCCUCCGGCCAGAUCCGAGCAGGUCCGGCCCAGAUCCAGCCGCCCCUCGCCUUCCCCGACCUCCUCGAGCUCCGGCCGCCGUCUCCCUCUCCUCCGACCAUCCUCGGUUCGCGUGCCCGCGAAAACCUAGAUCGAGGUUGA
Molecule: messenger RNA, 375 nt
Organism: Aegilops tauschii subsp. strangulata
Lineage: Eukaryota; Viridiplantae; Streptophyta; Magnoliopsida; Poales; Poaceae
Source: RefSeq, a predicted model, not a curated record